GCGGCGGCGGCGCGGAGCGGAGCGGGACGGAGCGGGACGGAGCGGAGCGGGGCGAUGGGGCCGCCGGUGCCCGCCGCGCUGGGCGCCCUGCUGCUGCUCGGGGCCCUCGGAGUGACCCACGGUGCCAGGGGUCUGGCCGAGACCACGUUCCCUGAGGACACGGUGGCCGACCGCGUUGGGGCGCGCGGGGGGCGGCGGUACUACGCCCAGCUCUCCGAUGACGAGGACCUGCUGGCAGAUGAGGCGUCCGGGGAUGGCAGUGGGGAGUACGGCAGCGGUGACAUCCAGCUGGUGGCCGGGAGCCCCUCGGUGCCUGGCGUUGGGCUGGCACCCACCGUUUAUUUCCGGGCGCUGGUGAACUUCACCCACAGCAUCGACUACAGCCCCCGGCUGGAGGAUGCCAAUUCAGACGAGUUUCGGGAGGUCUCAGAGGCCGUGGUGGAUACUCUGGAGUCAGAGUAUUACAAGAUCCCUGGGGACCAAAUGGUCAACGUGGUGUUCAUCAAGGAGCUGGAGGGCAGCGUCUUCGUGGAGCUGGAUGUGGGCUCAGAGGGCAACGGGGACGAGGCGCAGAUCAGGGCCGUGCUGCAGGACGUGGUGGCUGCUGGCUCCAUCGCCUCCUUCGUCACCUCGCCCGUCGGCUUCCAGUUCCGACGCCUGGGGGCCGUGACCCCUCAUCUGCGCCCCUGCACUGCCCUGGAGUUCUCCUGCGGCAGUGGCGAGUGCAUUGCCCAGGAGUACCGCUGCGACCGCCGCCCCGACUGCCGCGACGCUUCGGAUGAGCAGGGCUGCGGCGAGCCCCCCCCAGCCACCUCUCCGGCGCGCCCCGUGCCCCCAGCACAGGCCCGGCCCGCCACCACCCGCCCGCUGGUCACCAUCCCUGCCACCACCCGCCGCCCCCUGCCACCCAAAGCUGGGUGCCGGCCAGCCGAGGCCACCUGCUGCCGAGGCGGCUGCGUGCCCCGUGACUACCUCUGCGAUGGCGAGCGCGACUGCGCCGAUGGCAGCGACGAGGAGGACUGCGGCACCCCGUCGCCCUGCGAGCCCAAUGAGUUCAAGUGCCGCAAUGGGCACUGCGCCCUGAAGCUGUGGCGCUGCGAUGGGGACAACGACUGCGGGGACGGCUCAGAUGAGACCGACUGCCCCACCAAGGCGCCCGGUGCGGCGUGUGGGCCAGACCAGUUCAGCUGCGUAGCCAGCGGGACCUGCAUCCCCGCCAGCUACCACUGCGACGAGGAGCCCGAUUGCCCCGACCGCUCCGACGAGGUUGGCUGCAUGCCGCCGCAGGUGGUGACGCCGCCGCAGGAGUCGGUGCAGGCGGUGCCGGGGCAGACGGUGAGCUUCACCUGCGCCGCCACCGGCGUGCCCACCCCCAUCAUCACCUGGCGCCUCAACUGGGGGAACAUCCCCCCCAGCCGCAGGGUGUCCAUCGUGAGCGAGGGCGGGCAGGGCACACUGACUAUCCGGGACGUGAAGGAGGCUGACCAGGGCGCCUACACUUGUGAGGCCAUCAACACCCGCGGCAUGGUCUUCGGCAUCCCCGACAGUGUCCUCACUGUCACCCCCCGCCCCGGUCCCUGCCCCGAGGGCCACUUCCAGGUGACGGGCACAUCCCGCUGCCUGCCCUGCUUCUGCUUCGGUGUCACCACCGCCUGCCGUGCCACCGCCCGCCACCGCCACCGCCUGCAUCUGCGCUUCGACCGCCCUGAUGACUUCAAGGGUGUCAAUGUGACGGUGCCAUCAACUCCGUCCCUGCCGGCGCUCUCAGCCACCCAGCUGCAUGUGGAUGUGGCCACUGAGGAGUUCCAGCUCCUGGACCUGUCCCGGCGCUUCCUGGCUCUCGAUGCUUUCUGGGCGCUGCCGGCCCCCUUCCUGGGUGACAAGGUGGACGCCUACGGUGGGGCACUGAGCUACAGCGUGCGCUACCGGCUGGGCCGGGGGCCCCCUGAGCCAGCCCCCCGCCCCGACGUGCUGCUGCGGGGCCGGGGCCGCCAGCUCCAGGCGCGUGCUGGGGACACCCAGCCUGACAUCCUCAACCAGCGCCGCAUCCCCUUCACCGAGGACAACUGGGAGGACGAGACAGGCGCUCCGGUGAGCCGGGAGCUGCUGCUGAUGGUGUUGCAGGAACUGGAGGGCAUCUUGGUGCGGGCGGUGUAUGAUGGGCGCAUGGCCAGCGUGGGGCUCAGCGACGUGGCCAUGGAUAUCACCAGUCCUGGGGACACCGGCCUGGCACCUGCCGGGGAUGUUGAGGAGUGCAGGUGCCCCGUGGGCUACACGGGGCUGUCGUGCCAGCGGUGUGCCGCCAAUUUCGAGCGGGUGCCGCAGGGACCCUACCUUGGGACCUGCUCGGGCUGCAGCUGCCAUGGCCACUCCAGCACCUGCGACCAGGUCUUUGGGCACUGCCUGAACUGCCAGCACAACACGGAGGGUCCCCAGUGCGAGAAGUGCAAACCUGGCUUCUUCGGCGAUGCCACGCAGGGCACGGCCACCGCCUGCCGCCCCUGCCCCUGCCCCUACACUGAGCCAUCCCGCAGGUUCUCUGAGUCGUGCUUCCUGGACACAGAUGGCCAGGCCACCUGCGACGCCUGCGCCCCCGGCUAUGCUGGCCGCCGCUGCGAGAGGUGCGCCCCAGGCUAUGAGGGAGACCCCAUCCAGCCAGGCGGCAAGUGCACCCGCAUCGGCCAGGAGCUCAUCAAGUGUGAUACACGUGGAGGCAAGGACGCGGUGGGCGGCACGUGCCGCUGCAAGCCCAACGUGACGGGGCGGCAGUGCGAUGAGUGCGCGGCCGGGACCUUCCACCUGAGCGAUGCCAACCCCGACGGCUGCCUCAAGUGCUUCUGCAUGGGCGUCUCGCGGCAGUGCGCCAGCUCCUCCUGGAGCCGUGACCAGGUCCGUGUCACUGCUGAGGAGGUGUCGCCACUGCACCUGACCAACCUGGCAGGCACGGGGACGAUGAUCAAGGGCUCACGCUUCGCUGCCCCACGGGAGCUCGUCUUCUCCGACUUCUACACACUGCCCCGUGACGUCUACUUCUGGGUUCUGCCCACGUCCUUCACCGGAGACAAGGUGACAUCGUACGGGGGCGAGCUGCAGUACACGGUGACGCACCACGCGCCAGCAGAUGCCCAGCCACUGCAGCGGCAGCCCGACGUCCUGCUGCAAGGCAACGGCAUCUUCCUGGAGCACUUCUCUGAUGCCACCCCUGUGCCCGGUGUCCCCACCACUGUCACCGUGCCCUUCCGCGAGCACGCUUGGCGCCGGGCAGAUGGGCGCGAAGCCACCCGGGAGCACCUCCUGAUGGCCCUGGCCGACAUCGAUGUCCUCAUGAUCCGCGCAUCCUACACAGACCAGCCGAUGGAGAGCAGGCUCGCUGAUGUCCGCCUGGACGUGGCCGUGCCCCAUGCCACCGGCCGGGCACCGGCGCUGGAGGUGGAGGACUGUGCCUGCCCCCCCGGCUACCGCGGCCCCUCCUGCCAGGACUGCGACGUGGGCUACACCCGCAGCACCAGCGGGCUCUACCUGGGCACCUGUGAGCGCUGCCAGUGCCAUGGGCACGCCGACGAGUGCCAUCCUGAGACGGGCGAGUGCCAGGGCUGCCGGGACCACACGGAGGGCACGCAGUGUGACAAGUGCCAGCCUGGCUACUACGGCGAUGCCACCCGUGGCACCCCGGGAGACUGCCGGCCCUGCCCCUGCCACGGGCCCCACACUGACACCCAGAGCUGCUUUGAGGACACAGACGGGCAGCCCACGUGCAGUGCCUGCGCCCCGGGACACAGUGGGCGCCUCUGCGAGAGGUGCUCACCUGGCUACGUGGGGGACCCGCUGCGGGGAGAGCCAUGCCAAGAGCCAGGGGCCACCGGUGACCAGUGCCAGUGCGACCAGCAGGGCAGCAUUGGUGAGCGCUGCGAUGCCAGCGGGUUGUGCCAGUGCAAGGCCAACGUGGAGGGUCCCCGCUGUGCCACCUGCCGCCCCCACCACUUCCACCUGAGCGCCGAAAACCCGGCAGGCUGCCUGCCCUGCUUCUGCAUGGGCAUCGUCCAGCACUGUGCCAGCACCUCCUACUCCCGCGACACAGUCCGGACGCCCUUCGGCCCCGGGAGCUGGCAGGGCUUCGCGCUGGUGAACCGGCAGCGCAGCACCCGCGUGGCCACCGGCUUCAGCGUGGAGAUGGGCGCCGCGGGGCCCCGGCUCACCUACGGGCGCUUCGGGGAGCUGUCCCCUGAGUCCUACUACUGGCAGCUGCCCCAACCCUACCAGGGGGACAAGGUGGGCUCCUACGGCGGGCGGCUCCGCUACACCCUCAGCUACAGCCCAGGGGGCCGGGGGGCCCCCCUGCCUGAUGCCGACAUCCAGAUCACGGGCAACGACAUCACGCUGGUGGCAUACCAGCCUGACCUGCCCCCCGGCACACCGCACGACUUCGAGAUCGUUUUUCGGGAGCAAUACUGGCAGCGGCCGGAUGGGCAGCCGGCCACACGGGAGCAUCUCCUGAUGGCGCUGGCCGACCUGGACGAGAUCCUGAUCCGUGCCACCUACUCCACCAGCACGGCCGCGUCCAGCAUUGCCGGUGUCAGCAUGGACGUGGCCGUGCCCCCCCGGCCUGGCCUCCCCCCGGCACUGGAGGUGGAGGAGUGCCGCUGCCCCCCCGGCUACCGUGGCCUCUCCUGCCAGGACUGUGCCCCCGGCUACACACGUACCGGGGGGGGGCUGUACCUGGGGCACUGCGAGCUCUGCGAGUGCAACGGCCACUCGGAGACCUGCCACCCCGAGAGUGGCCUCUGCUCUGGCUGCUUGCACAACACGGCAGGGGACUUCUGUGACCAGUGUGCGCCCGGCUUCUAUGGGGACGCCACUGCCGGCACCCCUGAGGACUGCCAGCCCUGCGCCUGCCCUCUCGUGCACCCCGAAAACCAGUUCUCGCGGACCUGUGAGAGUUUGGGAGGCGGUGGGUACCGCUGCACCGCCUGCGCGCCGGGCUACGCCGGGCAGUACUGCGAGCGGUGUGCUCCUGGCUACGUGGGGGACCCCAGCGUGCGGGGCCAGACGUGCGUGCCGCAGGGCUCGUCGCCCCCCCUCGCUGUCCGCGUGCACCCACCGCGCACGGCGGUGCCGCAGGGCAGCCCGGUGACGCUGCGCUGCCAGGCCAGUGGGGACCCCCCCUUCUACUACCACUGGUCACGGGAGGAUGGGCGGCCCCUGCCCAGCAGCGCCCAGAGCCGGCAGCAAGGUGAGGAGCUGCACUUCGCCAGCAUCCAGCCCGCCGAGGCUGGCGUCUAUGUCUGUUCCUGCCGCAACCUGCAGCACAGCAACGCCAGCCGGGCCGAGGUCAUCGUCACCGAGACACCCACCAAGCCCAUCACCGUCACCGUGGAGGAGAAGAGGGUGCAGCGGGUGAAACCCGGGGCUGAUGUCACCUUCAUCUGCACGGCCAAGAGCAAGUCACCUGCCUACACCCUAGUGUGGACGCGCCAGAACCACGGGACGCUGCCGUCGCGCGCCAUGGACUUCAACGGCAUCCUGACCAUCCGCAACGUGCAGCCCGAGGACGCCGGCGUCUACGUCUGCACCGGCUCCAACAUGCUGGACAUGGACGAGGGCACGGCCACGCUCUACGUCCAGGCCCCUUCGAAGACCCAGAUGUUUUAUGGACCCGUUGAGUUCAUGGAGGGGCACAGACCCGCUGCCACCGCCACCGCUCCCACCGCCACCGUGGAGCCGGCGCAGCUGAGUGUGGCACCGGGGCAGCCGGCCGAGUUCCACUGCGUGGCCACUGGCAGCCCCACGCCCACUGUUGAGUGGCUCGGCGCGCUGCCACCACAGGCGGUCGCCCACGGCGGGACGCUGCGGUUCAGCGCCGUCGAGCCGUCUGACCAGGGGCACUACAUGUGCCGCGCGCGCAGCAGCGCCGGCCAGCACACGGCGCGGGGUUACCUCCAUGUGCAAGGCGCCGGUGAGCCCCAGGUGCAGGUGAGCCCGGAGCGGACGGAGGUGCAGGAGGGCUCCACGGUGCGGCUGUACUGCCGGGUGUCGGGGUCACCCACUGCCACCAUCUCCUGGGAGAAGCAGGGGGGCUCCCUGCCACCACAGUCCCGCUCUGAGCGCACGGACAUCGCCACGCUGCUCAUCCCCUCCAUCACGGUGGCUGAUGGUGGCAUCUACCUCUGCGUGGGCACCAGCGCCGCUGGCACAGCCCGCGCCAGCAUCGAGGUGGUGGUGGUGCCAGGGGCCGCGCCACCUGUCCGCAUCGAGUCCUCGUCCCCCUCUGUCACCGAGGGACAGACCCUGGACCUCGACUGCGUGGUGGCAGGAUCUGGCCACGUCACUGUCACCUGGUACAAGCGCGGCGGCUCCCUGCCCGCCGGCCACCAGGUGUCGGGGUCCCGUCUUCGCGUCCCCCACAUCACAGCAGCUGAUUCGGGCGAGUACGUGUGCCGGGUGAACUCGGGAGCCACUGUCCGGGAGGCGUCUGUCAUCGUCACCGUCGUGUCCAGCUCCGGGCUGUCCUAUGGGCCACCAGGCUCGGGUGGCACAGCUCCCGUCAGGAUCGAGGCGUCCUCCUCCACCGUGGCUGAGGGACAGACCCUGGACCUCAACUGUGUCAUUGCCAGCCCUGUGCAGGCCACUGUCACCUGGUACAAGCGCGGCGGGUCCCUGCCGGCCAGGCACCAGGUGUCCGGCUCCCGGCUGCGGCUGCUGCAGGUGACAGCAGCCGACUCGGGCGAGUACGUGUGCCGGGUGAGCAGCGGGGCCACCACCAAGGAAGCCACCGUCAUGGUGACGAUCCAGCCCAGCACAGCCGGCUCCUACCCCCCAGGUGGCACAAUGCCACUGCACAUCGAGUCCUCGUCCUCCACCGUGACUGAGGGACAGACCCUGGACCUCAACUGUGUCAUCGCCAGCCCUGCGCAGGCCACUGUCACCUGGUACAAGCGCGGCGGGUCUCUGCCGGCCAGGCACCAGGUGUCCGGCUCCCGGCUGCGGCUGCUGCAGGUGACAGCGGCCGACUCGGGCGAGUACGUGUGCCGGGUGACCAGCGGGGCCACCACCAAGGAAGCCACCAUCGUGGUGACGAUCCAGCCCAGCGCGGCUGGCUCCUACCCCUCUGGUGUCACCCCCCCGGUGCGCAUCGAGUCCUCCUCCUCCUCUGUGGCUGAGGGACAGACCCUGGACCUCGACUGCAUCGUGGCCAGCCAGGGCCAGGCCACCAUCACCUGGUACAAGCGCGAGGGGUCCCUGCCCGCCAGGCACCAGGUGUCGGGCACCCGCCUGCGCAUCCCCCAGGUGUCUGCAGCCGACUCGGGCGAGUACGUGUGCCGGGUGACCACGGGUGGCGUCACUCACGAGACGUCCCUCAUCGUCACCAUCCAGACCGGCGCUGGCUCCUCUUACGCUGUGGGUGUCACCCCACCCGUGAGGAUUGAGACCUCGUCUGCUGCUGUGACCGAGGGACAGACCCUGGACCUCAACUGCAUGGUGGCCGGGCAGGGUCACCCCCACGUCACCUGGUACCGGCGGGGGGGGGCUCUGCCCCCCAACAGCCAGGUGUCAGGCACCCGCCUGCGCCUCGUCCAGGUGUCAGUGGCUGAUUCGGGCGAGUACGUGUGCCGGGUCACCCUCGGGAGCACCACGCAGGAGGCAUCUGUCAUCGUCACCAUUCCCAGCAGCGCUGGCACCUACUACUCCCCCGGUGCCUCCCAGCCUGUCCGCAUCGAGUCCUCGUCCUCUGCCAUCGCCGAGGGACAGACCCUGGACCUCAACUGCGUGGUGGCCGGGUCCGGCCCCACCACUGUCACCUGGUACAAGCGCGGUGGCUCCCUGCCCGCCGGCCACCAGGUGUCGGGCACCCGCCUGCGCAUCCCCCAGGUGUCCGCAGCCGACUCGGGCGAGUACGUGUGCCGGGUGACCACGGGUGGCGUCACGCAGGAGACAUCCCUCGUUGUCACCAUCGAUGACGGUGCCGACCCCUCUCACCCCACCGGUGUCACACCACCCAUCCGCAUCGAGUCCUCGGCGUCCUCCGUCACUGAGGGACAGACCCUGGACCUCGACUGCAUCGUGGCCGGCCAAGGCCAGGCCACCAUCACCUGGUACAAGCGCGGGGGGGCCCUGCCCGCCAAGCACCAGAUGUCGGGGUCCCGCCUGCGCCUGUCGCAGCUCUCCGUGGCCGAUUCAGGCGAGUACGUGUGCCGGGCAGACGUGGGCAGCACCUCCCGCGAGGCCACCGUCACUGUCACCGUCACCUCCCAUGACAGCUCCAGCUACCGCCUGCAGAGCCCCAUCAUCUCCAUCGACCCGCACAGCAUGGCUGUGGCCCCGGGUGAGGAUGCCACCUUCAAGUGCCGCAUCCAUGAUGGUGCCCGGCCCAUCAAUGUCACCUGGCGGAUGGGGCCCGGCCAACACCUCCAAGACAAUGUGAAGAUCAGCACCAACGGCUCCGUCAUCUCCAUCACCGGCGCCCACGCAGGCAACCAGGGCGCCUACCACUGCGUGGCCUCCAACCGCUUCGGCGUCGCCAGCAGUGUUGUCAACCUCCUGGUGCAAGGUGCCCCCACCGUGUCGGUGAUGCCCCCAGGCCCCGUGACAGUGAAGGAGGGCAAAUCCCUCAGCCUGGAGUGCCUGGGCCGGGGCGAGCCACGGCCACUGGUGCGCUGGAGCCGUCUGGGCUCACGGCAGAAGGUGGAGCACCAGACGCUGCUGCACAUGGACAGCCAGGCUGUGCUGCAGCUCUCACCGGCCAAGCCGGAGCACGCUGGGACCUACAUCUGCACGGCACAAAGCGCCCUGGGCUCGGCGCAAGCCCGUGUGGACGUCAGUGUGGAGACUGCACAGAGGCACCCCGGGGCCCCCGAGGUCACUGCGCCGCCCAGUGUCACCGUGGUGGCUGGGGACACCGCCACACUGCACUGCUCAGCCACAGGCGAGCCAGCGCCCCGGAUCGAGUGGUCGAAGCUGCGGGCGCCGCUGCCCUGGCAGCACCGGGUGGUGAACGGCAGCCUGGUCAUCCCCCGCGCCGCACAGCAGGACUCGGGCCAGUACAUCUGCAACGCCAGCAGCCCCGCUGGCUCCGCUGAGGUCUUCGUCACCCUCGAUGUGGAGACGCCGCCGUACGCCACGAGCCUGCCGGAGGAGAGCACGGUGCACGCGGGCGAUGCAGUGCAGCUGCAGUGCCUGGCCCACGGCACCCCGCCGCUGCUCUACACCUGGGACAAGCUCAACGGCAGCCUGUCACCCCGUGCCGUGCCCCGCGCCGGCCUCCUGCGCAUCAUCCCCGUGCUGCCCGCUGAUGCCGGCACCUACCGCUGCCUCGUCACCAACCGCGUGGGCACCGCCGAGACCUUCGCCCGCGUUGUUGUCCACGGUGACGGUGGCGCUGGUGGUGGCGGUCCCCUGGCCGUGCGGGUGACGCCGGCGAGCCUGGUGAAGGGGGUGGGCGGCAUGGCCGAGUUCGCCUGCACCGUCUCAGGGGACCCGCGGGCGCGCCUGGAGUGGCUGAAGGACGGCGGGGAGCUGCCCCCCAGCCACAGCGUGCGGGACGGGGUGCUGCGGAUCCCGGAGCUGGCACGGGGGGCGCAGGGGGUGUACGUGUGCCGGGCCAGCGCGCCGGGCGGGCAGGCAGAGGACAGGGCCACCCUCACCGUCCAGGCUCUGCCCAGGGCCCUGAUCAACAUCCGGACGGCAGUGCAGACAGUGCUGGCGGGCACGGCAGUGGAGCUGGAGUGCCUGGGGCUCGGUGACCCCCAGCCCCACGUCACCUGGAGCAAAGUGGGGGGCCGCAUCCGGCCGGGGGUGCUGAUUCGUGCCGGCACCCUGACCAUCGAGCGGGUGGAGAGGGCGGACGCGGGGCAGUACCGCUGCACCGCCACCAACGCCGUGGGCACCGUCCAGUCCCACGUUAUCCUCCACGUGCAGGCUGCCCCCCACAUCGCCGGGCAGCCAGAGGUGAAGGAGGUCUCAGCGGGCUCGGUGGCCGUUCUGCCCUGCUUGGCGUCCGGCUUCCCCGUGCCGGAGAUCAGCUGGAGCAAGCUGGAGGGGGAGCUGCCUGCAGGCGCACGGGUGGAGGGCACGGCGCUCACACUGCCGGCCGUGCGCCCCGAGGACGCCGGCGUCUACGCCUGUGCCGCCACCAACCGCCGCGGCCAGGAGAAGGCUUUCUACGUGCUGAAAGUCCGAGAGCACCUGGUGCCCUACUUCACGCAGACACCCCGCUCCUUCCUGCCGCUGCCCACCAUCAAGGACGCCUACAAGAUGUUUGAGAUCCAGAUCACCUUCCGGCCCGACGCCGCCGAUGGGAUGCUCCUCUACAACGGGCAGCGCAGGAGCAGCGGCGCCGACUUCAUCUCCUUCGGGCUGGUGGGAGGGCGCCCUGAGUUCCGGUUUGACGCCGGCUCGGGCAUGGCCACCAUCCGGCACCCGACGCCGCUGCGCCUGGGCGAGUACCACACCGUGCGCCUCUUCCGCAACCUCACCCGGGGCUCGCUGGUGGUGGACGGGCUCUCCCCGGUCAACGGGACCUCGCAGGGCAAGUUCCAGGGGCUGGACCUGAAUGAGGAGCUGUACCUCGGCGGGUACCCCGAUUAUGCUGCUGUGGCCAAGACGGGGCUCAGCCAAGGCUUUGUGGGCUGCGUGCGGCAGCUCCGCAUCCAGAACGAGGAGGUGGCGUUCGGGGAGCUGGACCUGCAGGCGCACGGCGUCGGCAACUGCCCCACGUGCCAGGACCAGCCCUGCCAGAACGGCGGCAUCUGCGAGGACGCCGAGAGCAGCACCUACGUCUGCCGCUGUCCCCACGGCUUCACCGGCAGCAACUGCGAGUACUCGCAGGCACUGCACUGCCACCCAGAGGCGUGCGGACCUGAUGCCACCUGCGUCAACCGGCCGGAUGGGCAGGGCUACAGCUGCCGCUGCCACCUGGGCAAGUCUGGGGAGAGGUGCACCGAAGGCGAGGCGGUGAGCGUGCCGUCCUUCGGCGGGGCGGGUGCCUUCGUGUCGUACCCCCCCCUCACCAACGUGCACCACGAGCUGCGGGUGGAGGCCGAGUUCCUGCCGCGGGCGCCCGACGGGCUGCUGCUCUUCAGCGCCGGCAAAGCCGCCCCCGUCGAGGACUUCGUCGCCCUCGCCAUGGUCGGCGGCCACCUCGAGUUCCGCUACGAGCUGGGCUCAGGCCCAGCGGUGCUGCGGAGCGCUGAGCCGGUGGCGUUGGGACGCUGGCACCGGGUGAUGGCUGAGCGGGUGCACAAGGACGGGACGCUGGUGGUGGACGGCGGCGCCCCGGUGCAGCGCUCCUCACCCGGCAAGAGCCAGGGGCUCAACCUGCGCUCCCCGCUCUACCUGGGGGGCGUGGAGCCCCCCCUGCAGCCUCCCACCAACGCCUCCUUCCAGGGCUGCAUCGGCGAGGUCUCCAUCAAUGGGAAGAAGGUGGAUUUGUCCUACAGCUUCCUGCGGAGCCGGGGCGUGGGGCAGUGCGGGCAGAGCUCGCCCUGCCUGCAUGCACCCUGCCUGCACGGGGGCCGCUGCCUGCCCCUGCCCGACGGCAGCCCCCCCUUCCGCUGCCUCUGCCCCCCCGGCUUCAGCGGGCAGCUCUGCGAGCGGGCGGAGGACCGGUGCCUGCAGCACAACCCCUGCCUGCACGGAGGCACCUGCAAGGGCAACGCCUGCAUCUGCCCUGAGGGCUACACCGGCCCCUACUGCCAGCACAGCACGGCGCUGUCAGAGCUGGACCGGGACUGGCAGGAAGGCAGCGGGGGCGGUGAUGCCCCUGGGCAGUUCAGUGCCGCUUUCCGUGACGGCUCCUACCUGGCCCUGCCCGGCCACCUCUUCCCCCGCGGCCUGCCUGACGCGCAGGAGGCGAUCGAGCUGGAGCUGCGGACGGACAGCGCCGACGGGCUGCUGCUGUGGCACGGGGCGGAGAACGGCAAAGCCAAAGACUUCGUGGGGCUCGGCUUGAAGGACGGGCACCUGGUGUUCAGCUACCAGCUGGGCAGCGGCGAGGCCGUCAUCGUCUCCGAGGACCCCGUCAACGACGGCGAGUGGCACCGGGUGACAGCAACGAGGCAGGGCCGGCGCGGGUGGCUGCAGGUGGACGGCGAGGAGCCGGUGCACGGGAAGUCACCAGGAGCCAACGUCAUGGCCAACACCCAGGGCAGCAUCUACAUCGGCGGCGCCCCGGACCCCCGCAGCCUCACGGCCGGCAAGUUCCUCACCGGAGUGACGGGCUGCGUGCGGGGGCUGCUGCUGGCGUCUGCAGGGAUCCCCCCGCACCCCAUCGACCUGCGGCACGGCGCGGUGGGGGGCUCCCCCGCUGCCCCCUGCCCCUCAUAGCCCCCCCCUGCCCCCCAGAGGCUCGGGGAGAGCGAGUUUUGUCGGAUUUAUUAUUAUUAUUAUUAUUAUUUUCCAAAAAGCCACGAGGAAACGGUGCUUCGCUGCCCCGGGAUGGCUCUGGGGGGGGCCGGGACCCCACACCAAUGUUUACACCCCCCCCUCGCCCCAAGCCGUGCUGGGGCGGCCGGGCCGCCCGGGUGCCUCCUGGGGUGGCACCGGGGUGGGGGGCGCAAGGGACAAUCCUGGGCGCUGGAGGGGGCACUGGGCCCCCCCCAGCCCCCCCGCGCUGGGACACCCAUUAAAGGAGAGAGAACCAGU
Molecule: messenger RNA, 12636 nt
Organism: Anas platyrhynchos (mallard)
Lineage: Eukaryota; Metazoa; Chordata; Aves; Anseriformes; Anatidae
Source: RefSeq, a predicted model, not a curated record